Molecule: messenger RNA, 1083 nt
Organism: Saitoella complicata NRRL Y-17804
Lineage: Eukaryota; Fungi; Ascomycota; Saitoellomycetes; Saitoellales; Saitoellaceae
Product: aspartate-semialdehyde dehydrogenase
Exons: 1
Coding region: 1-1083 (360 amino acids)
Biological process (GO): L-threonine biosynthetic process
Molecular function (GO): NADP binding; aspartate-semialdehyde dehydrogenase (NADP+) activity; NAD binding
Source: RefSeq, a predicted model, not a curated record
AUGGCCGCCCAGAAGGAAUAUAAGGUCGGUAUCCUCGGUGCCACCGGCACUGUCGGCCAGCGCUUCAUCGUCCUGCUCCAAAAUCACCCAUACAUGAAGAUUCACACCCUCGGCGCCUCCUCUCGAUCCGCCGGCAAGACCUACAAGGAAGCUACCCGAUGGACCCAAGCUAUCCAGAUGCCCGCUUUCGUGAAGGAGAUGCAGAUCUACGAGUGCAAGUCCGAGCACUUCAAGGAAUGCGAUGUCGUCUUUUCCGGGCUGGACCACGACGUUGCGGGACCUAUUGAGAUUGAUAUGUUGAAGGCCAACAUCCCCGUUUUCUCCAACGCGAAGAACUACCGCCGUGAUGAGACGUGUCCGUUGAUCGUCCCCACCGUCAACACGAGCCAUUUCGACCUCAUCCCUCACCAGCGCUCUUUGCACGGUUUGGACAAGGGUUUCCUCGUCACCAACGCCAACUGCUCUACCACCGGUAUUGUGGUUCCCCUCAAAGCCCUUCAAGACGCAUUCGGCGAGUUGGCACAGAUCAACAUCGUCACGAUGCAAGCUAUCUCGGGCGCUGGAUACCCCGGUGUCCCAUCCCUCGAUAUCAUCGAUAACCUCGUUCCCUUCAUCGGUGGUGAGGAAGACAAGAUCGAGUGGGAAACGAACAAAAUCUUAGGUGGCCUGUCAGCAGACAACAAGUCCUUUGACUACUUGAAGAACACGAAGGUUGCGGCACAGUGUAACCGUGUCGCUGUCAUCGAUGGACACACCGAGUGCGUACAGGUCACUUUCGCCCAGCGCCCCGCACCAUCCGUCGAGGAAGUCAAGAGGGUCCUCCGGGAAUACACUUGCGAAGCACAAUCCCUCAACUGCCCCUCUGCACCCAAACACGCUAUCCAUGUCUUCGAGGAGAAUGACCGUCCCCAGCCGAGGUUGGACAGGGAUGUCGAUGGUGGGUAUGCUGUUGCGGUUGGAAGAGUUAGGGAGGAUAAGGUGUUUGAUAUCAAGUUUGUUGCGUUGAGUCAUAAUACCGUCAUUGGUGCUGCUGGGUCUGGGAUUUUGAAUGCGGAGGUCGCUAUUGCGAAGGGGUUAUUCUAA